Messenger RNA from Cynocephalus volans (Philippine flying lemur), 3704 nucleotides. RefSeq names its product glutamyl-tRNA synthetase 2, mitochondrial (gene EARS2). The record is from RefSeq and is a predicted model, not a curated record. Gene Ontology annotation, molecular function: ATP binding; glutamate-tRNA ligase activity; tRNA binding. Gene Ontology annotation, biological process: glutamyl-tRNA aminoacylation. The coding region runs from base 1 to 1572 and encodes 523 amino acids. Gene Ontology annotation, cellular component: mitochondrion. The transcript is spliced from 9 exons. Lineage: Eukaryota; Metazoa; Chordata; Mammalia; Dermoptera; Cynocephalidae.
AUGGCGGCGCUCACGAAGAGGCUGCUGCAGCCCGGGAGGCCCCCGGCGGCCUUGAGUCGUCCCGUGGGACGGCGCGAGGCCAGCCUGGGCACUGAUGCCGGCGCUGCGGUGCGAGUGCGGUUCGCCCCCAGCCCCACAGGCUUCAUGCACCUGGGUGGCCUCCGCACUGCCCUCUACAACUACAUCUUUGCUAGGAAGCACCGGGGGAGCUUCAUCCUGAGGCUGGAGGACACAGAUCAGACCCGCCUUGUGCCUGGGGCAGCAGAGAAUAUUGAGGACAUGCUGGAGUGGGCAGGCAUCCCUCCCGAUGAGAGCCCCCGUCGGGGAGGUCCUGCAGGGCCCUACCAGCAGUCUCAGCGACUGGAGCUGUAUGCCCGGGCCGCAGAAGUGCUGCUGAAGACCGGAGCUGCCUACCCCUGUUUCUGCUCACCACAGCGGCUGGAGCUCCUGAAGAAGGAGGCCCUGAGGAACCACCAGACGCCCCGGUAUGACAAUCGGUGCCGGAACCUGAGCCAGGGGCAGGUGGCCCAGAAGCUGGCCAAGGAACCCAAGCCUGCUAUCCGCUUCCGUCUGGAGGAGGAGGCACCAGCCUUCCAGGACCUGGUUUAUGGCUGGAAUCGGCAUGAAGUGGCCAGUGUGGAGGGAGACCCGGUCAUCCUAAAGAGUGACGGCUUCCCCACGUACCACCUGGCGUGCGUGGUGGACGACCACCAUAUGGGCAUCAGCCAUGUGCUGCGGGGCUCGGAGUGGCUUGUCUCCACCUCCAAGCAUCUGCUUCUCUACCGGGCCCUGGGCUGGCAGCCACCUCACUUUGCCCACCUGCCCCUGCUCCUCAACAAGGAUGGCAGGAAGCUAUCCAAGAGGCAAGGAGACAUUUUCCUGGAGCACUUUGCUGCUGAUGGCUUCCUGCCCGAUGCCUUGCUCGACAUCAUCACUAACUGUGGCUCGGGGUUUGCAGAGAACCAGAUGGGCAGGACCCUGCCAGAGCUGAUAACACAGUUCGACCUGAGCCGGAUCACCUGUCACUCAGCCCUGCUGGAUCUGGACAAGCUCCCAGAAUUCAACAGGCUGCACCUCUGCCGGCUGGUGAGCAGUGAGACCCAGAGGUGCCAGCUGGUACAGAAGCUGCAGGCCCUCGUGGAGGAGGCGUUUGGGAGCCAGCUGCAAGACAGGGGUGUCCUCAACACAGACUACGUGGAAAGGAUCAUCCUGCUGAGACAGGGUCACAUUUGCCAUCUGCAGGAUUUGGUCUCCCCAGCAUACUCCUAUCUGUGGACUCGCCCUGCUGUGGGGCGAGCGCAGCUUGGCGCCAUCUCAGAGAAUGUGGACGUGAUUGCCGAGCACGUGCUGGGGCUUCUAGAAAGAUCUGGCACGGGCUUAACUCAGGAUGCGCUGAAUGGAGAACUGAAGAAACUGUCAGAAGGUCUGGAAGGCACCAAGCACAGUAAUGUCAUGAAACUCCUCCGAGUGGCCCUCAGUGGACAGCUGCAAGGACCUCCUGUAGCUGAGAUGAUGGUGUCCUUGGGACCAAAGGAAGUUCAAGAACGAAUCCGGAAGGUUCUUUCCAGCUAGGGAGAAGAUGUGCAAGACAGUGGAUGUGCAGGGCAGUGGAGAUGGCCCUAGGAACCUGUACCCUUGGAAACUGCUUUCAGAGGAGAGGAGGAGGCGGCCUGGGGCGCAUCAGGAAGCUUGCAGAUGCAACUAAGAGUGGAAACAGAAUCUGCGGCUGCACACAGUACAUUUAUGGCUCCAUGACAGGCCCAUCCUCAGCAGUUGGCCAGGGGAGCCCAGCCCAUCUCACCUCCUUGCCUGGAAAGGAAGUCCUCAUGUCUGGUUUUGAUACUACAUUACACAGUGGAGUUUGGGAGUUAGUUCACAGAAAAGUCAGCCUCCCAGGACAGUCUACUGGGCUCAGGUAUUGGUUUUCUAGGGCUGUCGUAACAAAUUCCCACAGAACUGGGUGGCUUAAGUUAUUUUUUUUCUCACAGUUCUGGAGGUUAGAAGUCCAAGAUCAAGGGGCCAGCAGGUUUGGUUUUUCCUGAGGCCUCUGUUUGUGGCCUGCAGACAGCUGCCUUCUCACUGUGUCUUCAUGUGGUCUUUCCUCUGCACAUGCACCUCCCUGGUUCACCCUGCCUAUUUUGCAUCUUUUCCUUUAUAUACGUCUUCCUUCUACCAUUGCUUGUAAGUCACUGUGGGUUUCUGAAAUUAAUGUUUGUUUAGGGUCUUAGGUGAGUAGAAAUAGCUAAAGUGAAAGGAGGAUGGUGGCUAGAUAUUAGCACCCUCCAAGGCUUUUAGGCGUCCCCUGUAUGGCAGCCUGCCUCUAAGAUGUCCCUCAGCGUCCCUCCCUCCUUGUAUUCACACUCUGUGGUUGCUUCCUUUAUUGGAUAGGGCUGACUGUGUGAGCAGUAGGCUGUUGAGGAAAUGAUAGAGUUUGAAUUUGGAAGGUAGGUCAUAAAAUACAUUGUGGCUCCUGUAGUGUUUUCUCUAAUACCUUUCUUUGGGGGCUGCCAGCUCCCAGGUCGUGAGGACACUCAGCAGCCCUAUGGACAAGUCCAUGUGACAAAAAACUGAGGCCUCCUGCCAAUAGUGAGCCAUGAGAGUCAUCCAUUUUAGAAGCUGAUCUUCCAGCCCCUGUCAAAUGUUCAGAUGACUGCAGUCCUGGGAGACCCUGAGCCAGAACCACUCAGCAAAGCUGCCCCAGAAUUUUAGACACACAUGAACUGUGAGAUAGUAAGGAUUUGGGAUAAUGUGUUACCCAGCAAUAGGCAACUAAUAUGCUUCUUGCCCAGAGGAAUAGGGAGAGGGGAUUAAAUAGUUUGUUGAGUCUCAUAUAGUCUUUGUCUUCAUUUAAACAGUGCACUAGUUAAAGUCAUUUUGUUGCAGGCGAUAGAAACCAACUCUGCCUAACUUAAGAAGUUUACUGGAGACUAUGGAAGAGUUAAAGAAUCUAUGGAAAAGCCAGAGGACCAGAUCUUGAAAAAGAUAGGAACCAGGCAGCGGGAGCUAAAGGCUAAGUCCUAUCUGAGUUCUUUGGUGGGGACACAUAGACUACUGUUGGUUUUUGUGUUUGUUUUUUUACAGUUUUUUCUAAUUGUUGUUUGUUUCUCUGUUCAUAUUUUCCCCUUCAGUUUUGAAUGACUCAGCUAAAGAUUCAGAUUCUGAGGCAAAAGUGUCUGCUUGGGCUAACCAAGGUCAUGGUGCCAUUGCUUAGGCAGGAGUAGGUAGACCUGCAUCUAAAAAGUUGUUCCUAAGGAAAACUAGGAAACUUUUUCCAGAGGAAGCGGAAAUGGCAGAAACAGCAGAUAUGGAUCACAGAAGGGGUGCUGUGGAUUAAACGUGUCCCCCCAGAGGUUUGUGUAUUAGAAAUGACCUCCAUUAUAACAUUGCUGAGAGGGUGGGAAAUCCAAUUAUGGUAUUUGAAAAGUAAGGUCUUUGAGAGGUGACUGGAUCCUGAGGACUGUGCCCUCAUGAAUGGAUUAGUCCAUUUAUGGAGUAAUGAGUUAUCAUGGGUGUGGUUCUGAUGGCUUUAUAAGGAGGGUGAGGGAUGUGGUUAGCUCUCUUGCUCAGCCCAUUCUCUUGUCAUGUGAUAUGGCACUCUGUAGAGUUCCCAACAAGAAGAAAGCCCCCACUAAAUGUGUUCCCUGGACCAUAGACUUCCCAGCCUCCCAAACUGUAAGAAAUAAAUUUUGCUUCUUUAUAAAUUA